CGCUUUCUUUCCAGAAAGUUCGCCAAGCCAAUAAGUUCUACUGUGGAGAGAAACGCAAAUUUCCAGUUAAUUUGGAUUGUUUAAAUCCGAGAAAACGAUGGCAACGGAUGUGGAGCCGGCGGCGAAUACGGCGGACAAGUUCUCCGCCAACGCUGAGGAGCUGGAGGGCUACUAUCUGAUGCUGGAGGCGGGAAAUAUUCCGGAACUGCAGUGGCAAUUUCCGGGACGCAGGGCUCCAUCGCCGGAGGCGGGAUCUGGCGGCAAUAGCAAGGAACUCGAGCAGGCCACCGACGCCAUUGAGCAGGAACCGCAGAAGGCCAACGAUUUUGAUUUCAGCGACGAUGUGGCCCCCACCCAGAUGCGCGUCCGCAGCCAGACGUCCACGCCAAAGUCGGCCAAAAAGAAGACGGCCAACUUCGCCGGCGUCAUGGAGACGCUGAAGAAGAAGAACGCAGAGAGCUCAUAGCACACGCCGAAAUUCUGAUGCUGAUCCGGCCCAGGCAACCGGCUGCAUAUCGUACUCUAUCGCCAUGCGGACUAGCCUACAAGCAUCAGUCGUCUUACAGCCAUCGAGAGUAGGCGCUGUGAAGCUCUACUGCAAAUCGGAUCAAUGUAAGGAUUUAGAAAGAGUUUGAACUUUUGAACUCACUUAAGAUUUAAAUUACCAUAUUUAUAGUUAGCAUUUAGAGAGGAAGUUUCAACUUCAAAAAAUGGACACACUAUGACCUCUAUUAGUUAGUAUCUAAAGACGAAGUUUAUACUUCAAAUCAAAGGCGUGUAAUGACUUAAAUCACCAUAUGACUAGCUUGUAGCUGAGAACUUUGCCAACCAACUAGUUGCAACUCAGACCAUAUAUGUAACUAGCUUUUAAGGUUGUUAACUGCCAUUGCAUUGGUCAGUUCUUCAUUUUAGACUAAGAACUUGUAAUUGAGAAGAUAGCCUAGAACUAAUCAACUUAUGUUUAAGCAGAGGGAUGUGUAUCUGAUCCUUAAUUAGCACUUAGGAAAUUUACGUUCUAAAUGAUAAUUAUCCUUAUUUGAUCUAUUAUGACAAUAUUCUUGAUAGUAUUGUCUGAAACCGACGUUUGAAGACUAGAAUAUAGGAAAGAACGGAUUUAAAUGUACAUCCAAGUCGGGUAAAGCGGAAACCUAGAUAGGCAACUGGAAAUCAGUCAACUUCUGUACAUACAAGAACUGAAUUUCACAAAUAGCUGUUAAAACUAGAAUAUAGAAUAUAGUAUAAAACGGAUGUAAAUUUAAAUUUAAGACGAGUAAAGCAACUAGAUAGGCAACUGGAGAUCAGUAAACUUCUGUACAUAACAAGAACUGAAUAUAGAAUAGAAUUAGAAUAUAGAAUAGAAUUAGAAUAUAGAAUAUAGUAUAGAACGGAUGUAAAUUUAAAUCCAAGUCGGGUAAAGCGAAAACAUAGAUAGGCAACUGAAAAUCAGUCAACUUCUGUACAUACAAGAACUGAAUAUAGAAUAGAAUUAGAAUAUAGAAUAUAGUAUAGAACGGAUGUAAAUUUAAAUCCAAGUCGGGUAAAGCGGAAACAUAGAUAGGCAACUGGAGAUCAGUAAACUUCUGUACAUACAAGAACUGAAUAUAGAAUAGAAUUAGAAUAUAGAAUAGAAUUAGAAUAUAGAAUAGAAUUAGAAUAUAGAAUAGAAUUAGAAUAUAGAAUAGAAUUAGAAUAUAGAAUAUAGUAUAGAACGGAUGUAAAUUUAAAUCCAAGUCGGGUAAAGCGGAAACAUAGAUAGGCAACUGGAAAUCAGUCAACUUCUGUACAUACAAGAACUGAAUAUAGAAUAGAAUUAGAAUAUAGAAUAUAGUAUAGAACGGAUGUAAAUUUAAAUCCAAGGCGUGUAGAGCAGAUUAGUUAGUUAUUAGGCAAGUGGAGAUCACUCAACUUCUUCAAACAGCUUUUAGCUGUGCUGAUUAGUUGCUCUACUAAACUAUCUUAAACAAUAUCUACUUCUCCUUAUGAGCUAAAAAUAGACUAAGAAUUAUGACAAGCAAAGGUUGUUUCGGAAAACGUAACUCUAUCCCUUUCUUUUUCGUAGGAAAACCUUAUAUAUAAUAAUAUGAUAUGAUAAUAUGAUAUAUGAUGUUAUGUAUAGAUUGGAAUUCCCAUAUGGAAAUGAUAAAAUAAAUGCAUAUGCUGCGAACUUAAUGGUUUGCAGUUAAUAAAAGUUCGCAUUUAAA
This is a messenger RNA of Drosophila mauritiana, 2201 nucleotides long. RefSeq lists its product as uncharacterized. Lineage: Eukaryota; Metazoa; Arthropoda; Insecta; Diptera; Drosophilidae. The transcript is spliced from 2 exons. The record is from RefSeq and is a predicted model, not a curated record. The coding region runs from base 98 to 466 and encodes 122 amino acids.